Messenger RNA from Papaver somniferum (opium poppy), 392 nucleotides. RefSeq lists its product as uncharacterized. NCBI's taxonomy places the organism in Eukaryota, Viridiplantae, Streptophyta, Magnoliopsida, Ranunculales, Papaveraceae. The record is from RefSeq and is a predicted model, not a curated record. The transcript is spliced from 3 exons. The coding region runs from base 11 to 355 and encodes 114 amino acids.
UUAUAAAAUAAUGGAAUUGCUUCUUCUUCUGCUCAUUUCUGCUUCUUAUCUCUUGUGUUGCACGCAGGUUGGAGUUGUAGGAAACCAAGAUGCUGCUCCUCUUCCUUCUGAAAUCUUCUGGAAACAAAAGUUGCCAAACACUCGUAUGCCAGCUAUACUUCACGAGCUGUUGCAUCCGGCAGCUGAUCAACAAGGAAAGCCAUCGACGCGCACAAACACUAUUUCGACACAGCCAAACUUCCAAAAAUACUCAAAAAGGCCGCCUUUGCAACAGUUAAGCAUCAGCGACUACACAAAAAAGUUAAAAUCUCGACAACUACUCCCAGCAUCUCGGCAAAAUCACCAUUCCAAAUGACAGUGCUGCGACAAAUAGACAACUCUUAGAUAGUUCA